Messenger RNA from Moneuplotes crassus, 956 nucleotides. The record is from the annotation of a GenBank genome assembly. NCBI's taxonomy places the organism in Eukaryota, Ciliophora, Spirotrichea, Euplotida, Euplotidae.
GUUGAGUAUAUAAUAAUUAGAGUAAUAUUAAAAUGAUUUCAAGCCAAAGAGAUCAAUACGGAUUUGUCAAGGUUAGUGAAUCUGGAUAUUUCUGUGCCACAGAAACUCAGAUGGUGUUCCCUGGAAGCGUGUUCGAGAAUGUAAACUCCAACUGCCUGAUUGAGGAUAUUUCCUGAAUUAAUCAAGAAUUGGAUAAGUCAAAUAAAGAUCUAAGAAAGUCCAAAGUAAAUGAUCGAGACAGAAAAGUUGUGCAACAAGCCUCUCCGACUGAAGCAUCUGAGCAACAGGAAAUAACUCUUCAGAAUCAAGUGACUGAGAGCAUUUUUGAUGCUCCAAAAGUUAUCAAACAAAAUACAAGAACAAGUCAGCUCGUUAAAAAUCCAGAUUUGGACAAAGUUGUUCUACCUUCUCAAGCUCAGAAGAUCACAAUUCCAAAAUGCGAGAAGACUUUAGGAACUUUGAAGUCAGUUUCCUCGGCAGAUGAAGAGCUCUCCUGGACCAGAGAGUCCAGCUCUGGUCGCAAAGACGUGAAGCUUAAGACAGCUCUGAGGUUGGUUAAGAGACUAUUCAAAAAUAUCUUCAAGUUCAAGAACCAUAAGCUCGUUGAAAAGAGAUUCGUCAACUGUGAAAUGGAUGAAGUCUGAGACAGCAUGAGGGCUAUGCUUGCUGAAAUCUUUGAUGCAAAUGACCUCACUGAUGAUCUUCUCUACUAUACCAUUGGAAUUAUUAACCCAAAGUGGAAAGCUAGACUCGACUGAGGUCCUGAACUUAAAAACCAGAUUGGAAUGUUCCAUAGAUGCUGUCAAACCUUCUCGAUGAAAAGGAUUCGCAAACUCCUAAAAUGCAAAAAUUUCAGAACAUUGUGUGCUCACUUGACUCAGGUGUUGGAAGAUCCUAGAGUAGACAUUCUCAGGAAGAUUCUUGAGACAAAUCCCAUGAGCGAUCCCCUGGAAUAA